Molecule: messenger RNA, 5421 nt
Organism: Ostrinia nubilalis (European corn borer)
Lineage: Eukaryota; Metazoa; Arthropoda; Insecta; Lepidoptera; Crambidae
Gene: form3
Product: FH2 domain-containing protein 1
Exons: 30
Coding region: 262-4872 (1536 amino acids)
Biological process (GO): cellular component organization
Molecular function (GO): actin binding
Source: RefSeq, a predicted model, not a curated record
GAGCGCUCGGCGAGAGCGCACGUCCGUCGCGCGUGUAACAUGUGCUUCGAAACGAAUGCGAUGUCCCAAAACUGAUUUAAGUUCGACAGCAACUUAAUCCCAGUGUUGUGUGUAGUGAUGUCUGCCGAACAAGCCAGUGAGUGCGCAGUGAGCGUGGUUCAGUCGGUGCAGUGCUGAGUGCGUGACUUACUCGAGGCGCCGCUGUUGAUGCUGUUACACAGAUUGGAUUUCCUCAUGAUAUACUGUAACAGAUAGAUAGCCAUGGAGAGCCGGGUGGGCCUGGACUACAUAGUGGAGCACGCGGAGUACGCCGGCAAGCUCGCCGCCGCGCUCACCUCACCCGCCGCGCCGGUCAAGAAGCAGGUCUUCGAGUUGCUGUCAGCAUUAUGUGUUUACAAUGCGGACGGAUAUGCUCGGGCCGUGGACACCCUCGAUCGGUACAAGACCAUAAAAGGCGAGCGAUACCGCCUGAAUGUGGUGGUGGAGGAGCUGAAGAAUGCGGCCACGGUGGACUACAAGACCGCGCUCGUGGCCUUCAUCAACUGCAUCAUCAUCUCCGCACCACGGCUGCCUGACAGGAUCAGGGUCAGGAAUGAGUUCAUUGGUCUUGGACUUCUCCCAACUCUCAACAACUUAAGACAUGAAGCCGCCAGCCACCCAGACCUGGGCGUUCAGCUCGACGUGUUCGAGGAGCAGCGGGAGAGCGACGAGGCCCAGGGUCCUGGAGGAAUCAACCUGAAUUCCCACCUGGAUGUGUUCUACGCCAUACUUAAACAGGUCGCCGACACACCACAAGAGAUCCCGUUCCUGAGCAUCCUCCAGCACCUGCUGCGAAUCGACCCUAAGGAGCCUGUCAGCGACAUAGUAUGGGACACUGCUGAGACGCUGGUCCAUCGUGCUACCCUUCUGGAAAGCAGGGAGGAUGCUGCCAAGCUGCUCAGAGCUCCCAGUGUCCAGCAUUCUCUGGGAAUAGAACCUAAGGAGCCUGUCAGCGACAUAGUGUGGGACACUGCUGAGACGCUGGUCCAUCGUGCUACCCUUCUGGAAAGCAGGGAGGAUGCUGCCAAGCUGCUCAGAGCUCCCAGUGUCCAGGAGCUUGUCAGCGACAUAGUGUGGGACACUGCUGAGACGCUGGUCCAUCGCGCUACCCUUCUGGAGAGCAGGGAAGAUGCUGCCAAACUGCUCAGGGCUCCUAGUGUCCAGUGUCCAGGUGAGAAAGGAAAUCCAGUCAUACUUCAGCACUCGUUGGAAACAGACCUUAAGGAGCCUGUCAGCGACAUAGUAUGGGACACUGCUGAGACGCUGGUCCAUCGCGCUACCCUUCUGGAGAGCAGGGAGGAUGCCGCCAAGCUGCUCAGGGCUCCUAGUGUCCAGAGUCGAAAAUACAUGUACAAGGUGAUCCCGCCGCCUCCCGCGCCGCUGCCGCCGGGCCCGCCGCCGCCGCCCGCGCCGCCGUCGCCGCCGUCCGCGCCCGCGCCGCCGCCCGCACACGUCACGCUGCCGCAGCAGGAGACGCCCAUGCCCAAGACCAAGAUGAAGACCAUCAAUUGGAACAAGAUACCUGACAGCAAAGUAAUCGGCAAGAACAACAUCUGGUCUCUGGUGGCGUCCAGCCACAAGCACUCGCCCAAGGCCGAGCUCGACUGGAGCGAGAUCGAGGGGCUCUUCUGUCAACAGAUCCAACCGACGGGCUCGGCGGGCUCGUCGCCGCGGCUGGGCCGGAGCCCCGUCUGCGACAGCUCGGGCGAGCGGCGCCCGCGCAAGGAGGCGUCCGAGAUCACGCUACUCGACGGCAAGAGGAGUUUGAAUGUCAACAUCUUUUUGAAACAGUUCCGAAGUUCCAACGAAGAUAUCAUCCAACUCAUCCGCGAGGGUGCCCACGACGACAUCGGCGCGGAGAAACUCCGCGGGCUCCUCAAGAUCCUGCCCGAAAUAGACGAGUGCGAGAUGCUGAAGGCUUUCACGGGUGACGUCACCAAGCUAGGGAACGCUGAGAAGUUCCUGUUGCAGCUGAUCCAGAUUCCCAACUAUAAAUUAAGGAUAGAAUGUAUGCUGCUGAAAGAAGAGUGGGUGUCAACCGCUGGAUACCUAGAGAGUGCCAUCAACGCUAUACUGGUGGCCGGGGAUGAUCUGAUGAACUCUAGAGCUUUACAGGAGGUGCUGUACAUAGCACUGAUCGCGGGCAACUUUCUGAACGCGGGCGGCUACGCGGGCGGCGCCGCCGGCGUCAAGCUGGGCUCGCUGCAGAAGCUCGCCGACAUCCGCGCCAACAAGCCCGGCAUGAACCUCAUGCACUACGUCGCCAUGCAAGCAGAAAGAAAGAACAAAGAGCUAAUCCACUUCGCGGACGACACCAGAGUUUUAGAGGAAGCGGCCAAGGCCAGCGUGGAGCAACUGUACAAUGAGAUCAAGACCCUCAGUCAGAGGAUCGGAGUCCUCAAGAAGGAGAUCCAGAUGCCGCUCACCCAGCAGGAUAUUAGGGAACAGAUGGGAGACUUCUUACAGGUGGCAGAACAAGAGGUGUCAGCUUUGAACAAAGAUAUGGAAGAGGUGGAGAGUAUCAGGAAACAGCUGGCCGAAUUCUUCUGUGAAGACCCUGUUUCCUUCAAACUAGAGGAAUGCUUUAAGAUAUUCGUGACGUUCUGCAACAAGUUCAAGUCGGCGGUGGCGGACAACGAGCGGCGCCGCGCCAACGAGGAGCAGGCGGCCCAGCGGCGCCGCGCAAGGGACGCUGCUGCCGCACGCACGCGAGCCACUGGAGGCAGCGUAUGCACCACGCCAGUGUCGGAAUGCGAAUCUCUAAUGGAGUCGUUGUUACUAGACAUCAGGAACGGCCUCGGAAGGAGAUCCUUGAGGAGGCCCCACGACCCGUCACCUUCGCCAGACGUGACGCCCACGGGCAGUCUUCGACGCCGCAGCCGUGCCAGCCCGGGAGCCGACGAAGACGGUCUACUGGAGUUCCUACGUCACAGCUCGCCCGCCGACGCGCGGGAACGCAGCGCUUGGGGCAGCCUGGACCGGUCGUGGUCGCGUCGCGGCGCUCCGCGUGCCCGACUAGAGAUCCCGGAGCGCGAGCGCGCGCCCUCCCCGCGCGCGCCCGAGCCGGCGUCCGACGCGCCCGACCCCGCGCCCGCCAAACCCAAAGAGUGGCGCCAGAAGAUCGAGUCGUGGCUCCGCGCCAACAGUCAAGAAGAGCGGCGAGAGGCUGAACUACGGGAGCGCGCGCGCAGGUUGCAAGCCCAUCGACGCUCUUUGGAAAACGACUCCGGUAAUAAUACGACUCUAUACCAGCAGGAGCGGCGAGAGGCCGAACUACGGGAGCGCGCGCGCAGGUUGCAAGCCCAUCGACGCUCUUUGGAAAACGACUCCGAGAGCGAGCGAAGUGCGACCCUGGACCCUCUGCCGGAAGCGCGCGGCGACUGGCGGCCUGCCGUGCUACCUGAUAGUGACGUCGUGCGCGCGCUCGAGACUGUCGAAGAUGUGCAACCGCAGAACAAAGACCGCGUGCCGUGGAGAAAGACUGAAGAGAACGAAGAGAUGAGGCGUCUUCGAAGACAGCGCUCGCGACCGCAGCUCGACACACAGUCCUCACUCGUCUCCAUCACAGAGGAAGAGAAACGCCGCCUACCCGACAUACAGGUCACCUCGGAAAAGGAGAGCCGCCUGGAACGAACUGACAGAGAAAUAGACGCUGACAAUAUUGAAACACCACCGGUACAAAGAAAGAUGUUCAACCCCCCACCAGAGAGGGAACCCUGCAGAAAGUUCCAGCCGUCCUUAUCCAAGUUUAGUAUGAACGAUAAAGCGACAGCAGAAAUGAAGGAUCUCUGCCAGGAGAUUCUAGGAGACGGACAGUUUGACAGGUUCUCAGCUGCCAGAAGAACGAGGAGGUACAAAAGAAAUACCGAUUCCAGUUCCCCAGAAGAUGAGAAGAAACCUGAGGUUCCGGUCACGGAAUUGGUAGCAGAAACGCAAGUUAUCAGGCCGUCUAAGCUAGAAGUCCAAGCGUCAUAUGCAGUGGAGACUCCUCAAGAAGUAGCGAAGCCGAUAGAAGCGGUCGUCAAAGAUGAAAAGGAGCACAGGCUCAAACGCUGGCAGGACCGACUCAAGAACCAAAGCACAUCCACACCGACCAAAGAAACUAAGCCUACGUAUUCCAGGAUGAGGCGGCAGACGUCCAUCAAUCAGGAGGACGUCCAGAAAGCGAUUAGGGAGCUGAAAUCUCCGACGGAGACCCCGACGGGAGUAUGGUCGAGGAACGCGUAUAGGAAAUCGACGAAUUCGAAGACCGAAAAGCCUACUGUGGAGAGAACGACGUCCCCACGUAUGUCGAAGGUCAAAAGCGAGCACGAGCUCAACGACGAAGGCUUCGAGGAGACGCAAAGCCUCAACUCCGAAAGCGCGUCCCAAGGCGCGUCCUCCGGCUGCAACGUAGACUGCGACUCGCCCGUCCCCAAACCGACGAAAACCCCUGAAAUUCCAAAGAGAAUACCGACCAAAGACACCAAAACCCUUCCGCGGACGCCCUUGGACCCAAAGCGAGCCGUUCCUAAACGAACCAGCUCUUUAAGAGUUGAGCGGUCUACUUCAAGAGCUUCCUUGCGGAGUUCUAGAAGUUCGUUGAACAGUUCAGCAUCAGUGGCCACUGUGAAGCGUGCUCCUGCCCCAGUGAAGCCCACUCCAAAGCCUGUCCCUAAGCCAGUGUCCCGCAUGCCAGCUUCCCGCUCUUCCUCCUCAGGCAGCUCGGUCGGAGCGUCCCGACCUCCGCUGAAGACUGUCCCAAGGACUUCAGGUUUCAUGCGUCCCACCCAGGCUUCCAAAGGUCGCGGCGGUCUUAGCCCCCAACAGAUCAUACGGGCCAGUGUCAAGUAACCAAACUAAACUUGUAUGUCAGGGUAAACCUUUGAGUAAGAUACUUUAGUGCCUUACGCUGUGAAUCCACUAGGCAAUAUUUUGACUUUGAAUCUGUUUUUUUCAUUUCUUUUUGUUUAUAAUAACUGGCAACACAGUUCUAGUUGUAUAAUGUUGCCCAGUGGACACACAGUUUUAAUCUAAAAGUAUAGUUCGACUUUCAAAGUAUUGAAUUAACGUGUUUUGAAAAUCAAAUUGUACCAACGAAUCCAGUGUUCGAGUAUUUGUUUAAAAAAGUUACAUUUUUCGCAUGAAACGAGUAACCCUAUGUUUAGUAUAGCGUUAUCUCUUUCUGGCAAUGAUAAAGUAACAUAACAAGUAUAGCAAGGCACAGUUAGUAAUAAAUAAAAAAAUAUAAAAUUAUUAACCAACAAAUAAUAAAAAAAAUAUUAUUGGAAUCUUCAGAUGCAAAAGGCGAUAGAAUCUCAACACAAUCUGAAGUUUUCAAUGACUGAUUAUUAUAAUUUAAAUAAUAAUGUUUUCAUAGAUCUGCGUUAGUUUCGAAAAUUU